AUGGUGAACAUCCUCGUAGACGAAGGAAGCGACUCGACGCUCAUGACGAGCUCUUUUGCGAGAAAGUUGAGUUUGCAAGGAAAGGCGCAGAUAUUGGAAGUGGAUGGAGUCGGAGGCGAAAUAACUCGCCACAAGUCAAAGAGGGUCAAAUUUAUCUUGAUCACGGAGUCCGAAGAGCAGCUCGAGAUCGAAGCAUCAACUAUGAAGAAAGUAGCCAAUCAAGCCCCUGUCGUGAAUUGGAAGAAGAAGAAGCUCAACUGGCCGCAUAUUUCAGAUCUACCAGUCGGAGAAGUCGGCGGUAACAUCGACCUGUUGAUAGGCCUGGAUUAUGCCCAUCUACUAGUCGUUAGCGAGUCAAGAGGAGGAGAAGUUGGCCAACCAAUCGCUUCUCACACCAAGUUCGGAUGGAUUAUUCGAGGCGUCACCGGGCCAGAAUCGACCCAGAAUCCCGUUCGUAGUUUCCAAGCCGUCAGCACAGUUCUGUUAGAGGAUGUCAAGGUGGAGCUACGUAGGUUUUGCGAUACGGAGGAGUUUGGAACAGAGUUUCAAUCCGGAUGCGUCUCACCGGACAACAAACGCGCUCUAGAUUUGGUGACGAAGAAUACCCGGAAGUUGGAUGUCGGAUAUCAGGUGCCCAUCACCUGGCGCGUAGAUGAACCUGAUUUAAUCAACAUUCAAGAAAUGGCCAUGAAUCGAUGGAGGAGUCUGCUGCGUCGUUUUGAUCGAAAUCCAGAUUUCGAAAGGGACUACAGAGCGGCCAUGGCAAAGACGUUUGAACAAGGUUACGCGUCCGUUCUCCAAGAUCCAUCUGAGGCGAAAUAUUUUCUCGCUCAUCACGGCGUCUAUAAAGGACCGAAGCUUCGUGUGGUGUUCGACGCUGCUGCCACCUUUCGCGGAAAAUGCCUGAAUUACUCCAUUAUAGCAGGCCCAGCUUUACAACCUUCGUUGGCCGCUGUCAUCACCCGAUUUCGAGCUCAUUAA
Molecule: messenger RNA, 981 nt
Organism: Daphnia magna
Lineage: Eukaryota; Metazoa; Arthropoda; Branchiopoda; Diplostraca; Daphniidae
Exons: 1
Coding region: 1-981 (326 amino acids)
Biological process (GO): proteolysis
Molecular function (GO): aspartic-type endopeptidase activity
Source: RefSeq, a predicted model, not a curated record